AUGCAAUUAGAAAAAAAUACAAUUGAUCUUAUUAGAAAACUAUCAAAAAAACAUCCUAAACCUCAAAAUGUUAUAUAUUUAUAUGGAACAGCGGGCUUUCGUAUGAAUCAUAAACUUUUAGACUCAGUCAUGUUUAGAUCAGGACUAUUUUCGUCUUUAAGAUCCAAAAAAUUACAAGGAAAAACAAUUGGAAUUAUGAUAACGGCAUCUCACAACCCAGCGGAAGAUAAUGGGAUAAAACUUAUAGAUCCUUAUGGAGAAAUGUUAGAAAUAACAUGGGAAGAACAUUUUAACAGUAUUUCAAACGCAGAAAAUACAGAUAUUUUAAUUUCACUAAUUGAGGAAAUGAUUUCUUCGCAAAAAAUAGAUCUUAAAAUAAAAUCAAACGUUAUUUAUGCAGGAGAUACAAGACAAUCGAGAUUAGAUUUAAUAAAAUCUCUUGUAGACGGAUUAUCUUGUUUUGAGACAUCAUGGACAAAUUAUAAAUUAUUAACUACACCGCAGUUACAUUAUAUUGUACAUAGCAUUAAUACGAAAAAUACACCAGAAACUUAUGGAGAACCAACUGAACUCGGAUAUUAUAAUAAACUUUCAAAAGCAUAUCAAUAUUUAAUGAAAGAUCAGAUUUCUCAAACACCUCUUUUUGUUGAUUGUGCAAAUGGGAUUGGUGCAUUAAAAUUAGAAAAUCUUUGUCAUUUAAUAAACAAAAAUAUUUUAAAUGUUAAAAUAAUUAACAAAAAUACAAAUAUUCCAUCUGAUCUUAAUAGAGAAUGCGGAGCAGAUUUUGUUAAAGUACAGCGUAAAUUACCAUUAGGAAUCAAAACAAAUACAAGGGGUAGAUGCCUAAGUUUUGAUGGAGAUGCUGAUCGCAUUAUAUACUAUUAUAUAGAUUCAGACAAUAAUUUUAAAUUAUUAGAUGGAGAUAAAAUAGCAUCAUUAAUAGCUAUAUUUAUGCUAGAAUUUAUCAAAAAAGCAUCAAUUGAUGUAAAUAUUGGCAUAAUACAAACAGCUUAUUCUAAUAGAAGUUCUACAAAUUUUAUUUCAAAAAUAUUAAAAAUACCGGUAAACUGUGUGUUAGCCGGGGUUAAACAUCUUCAUCAUGCUGCAAUGCAAUAUGAUUGUGGAAUAUAUUUCGAAGCUAAUGGUCAUGGAACUAUUAUUUUUUCUAAAAAAAUGAAAUUCCUUCUAUCAUCAUAUCAAGAAAAGUCGCCUUCACAACUAGCUGCUGCAAAUUAUCUCAAAGAACUGAUUAAUUUAGUAAAUCAAACUAUAGGCGAUUCGUUAUCCAAUAUGCUAUUAAUAGAAGUUAUUCUUGCAUAUAAAAAUUGGAAUAUAGAGGAUUGGGAUAAUAUUUAUACGGAUUUUCCAAACAGAAUGAUAAAUGUUAUAACAAAAAAUAAGGAGCUUUACGAAACAAUAGGUUCUAAUUAUAGACUUGUCAAGCCAAAAGAACUACAACAGAAAAUAGAUGCUUUAGUUUCAAAUUAUAAAGAAGGAAAAGCAUUUAUUAGAGCAUCUGGAACAGAAAAUAUAGAUAAAGUAUAUGCAGAAGCAUUAACAGAAAAAGAUGCAGAUGAACUUGCAUUUAAGGUUGCUCAACUAAUUUACUAA
Pneumocystis carinii B80 is the source of this 1611-nucleotide messenger RNA. RefSeq lists its product as hypothetical. The record is from RefSeq and is a predicted model, not a curated record. Gene Ontology annotation, molecular function: magnesium ion binding; phosphoacetylglucosamine mutase activity. The transcript has 8 exons. Gene Ontology annotation, biological process: carbohydrate metabolic process; UDP-N-acetylglucosamine biosynthetic process. NCBI's taxonomy places the organism in Eukaryota, Fungi, Ascomycota, Pneumocystomycetes, Pneumocystales, Pneumocystaceae. The coding region runs from base 1 to 1611 and encodes 536 amino acids.